Messenger RNA from Echinops telfairi (small Madagascar hedgehog), 1004 nucleotides. RefSeq names its product olfactory receptor 6C1-like. The record is from RefSeq and is a predicted model, not a curated record. The transcript has a single exon. Gene Ontology annotation, molecular function: olfactory receptor activity; G protein-coupled receptor activity. The coding region runs from base 57 to 1004 and encodes 315 amino acids. Gene Ontology annotation, biological process: G protein-coupled receptor signaling pathway. NCBI's taxonomy places the organism in Eukaryota, Metazoa, Chordata, Mammalia, Afrosoricida, Tenrecidae. Gene Ontology annotation, cellular component: membrane.
UUCAGGUAUUCUAGCUGUGCUUUUUCCUGCAGAUUUUGAAAGACAUUGUAAAGGAAAUGAAAAACUACACAGAAGUAACAGAAUUUAUACUCUCAGGCUUAUCCGAUGACCCCAAACUUCAGGUCUUUAUUUUUGUUUUUCUGUUCAUCACCUACAUGCUCAGCAUCACUGGGAACCUGACCAUUAUCACCCUGACCCUGUUAGAUGCCCACCUCCAGACCCCCAUGUAUUUCUUCCUCAGACAUUUCUCCUUGUUGGAAAUUUCAUUCACAAGUGUCAGUAUACCCAAGUUCCUGGACUCCAUUAUUUCAGGGGAUAAAACUAUUUCCUUUAAUGAUUGUAUGGCUCAGUUCUUUUUCUUUAUUUUCUUGGGAGUUACAGAGUUUAACCUACUGACUGCCAUGUCCUAUGACAGGUAUGUGGCCAUCUGCAAACCCCUGCAUUACAUGACCAUCAUGAAUCAUAGAGUCUGCACACUGCUGGUCUUUGCUUCUUGGUUGGCUUCAUUCUCAGUCUUAUUCCCCUUAGUUAUGCUGUUCCUGCAGCUUGAUUACUGUAAGUCCAAUGUUAUUGAGCAUUUCACUUGUGAUUAUUUCCCCUUAUUACGUCUUUCUUGUUCAGACACCAAAUUCCUAGAGAUAGCAGGUGUUUCCUGCGCUGUGUUUACUCUAUUGUUGACUUUGGCAUUAAUAAUUUUGUCAUACCUAUGUAUCAUCAGAACAAUUUUGAGAAUCCCUUCUAAGAGUCAGAGGACAAAGGCCUUUUCCACAUGUUCUUCCCACGUGAUUGUCAUCUCCAUCUCCUAUACCAGUUGCAUUUUUGUGUAUAUUAAUCCAUCAGCCAAAGACAGGAUGCCUUUGAGCAAGGGAGUAGCUGUGCUCAACAUUUCAAUAGCCCCCAUGCUGAACCCUUUUAUAUACAGCCUACGGAAUCAGCAAGUCAAGAGAGCUUUCAUGGAUUUGGGAAGGAAGAUGGCUAUUUUUCUCAUGGAAGUGAAAAAAUAA